Messenger RNA from Nematostella vectensis (starlet sea anemone), 1566 nucleotides. RefSeq names its product phosphoglycerate kinase. The record is from RefSeq and is a predicted model, not a curated record. Bases 103 to 1350 code for a protein of 415 amino acids. Gene Ontology annotation, molecular function: phosphoglycerate kinase activity; ATP binding; ADP binding. Gene Ontology annotation, cellular component: cytosol. The transcript is spliced from 14 exons. Lineage: Eukaryota; Metazoa; Cnidaria; Anthozoa; Actiniaria; Edwardsiidae. Gene Ontology annotation, biological process: glycolytic process; gluconeogenesis.
CUCGCUAUGAAUUCUUUCUUCGCUUUGAUCCGAAGCUGAAGUGUGACGCGUUCAGUCUUCUCGCUGUAAUAACUAUUUUCUUUGCUAUCCCAUUUUGCAAACAUGGCCUUGAACAAACUGGGAAUCGCCGAUGUGGAUGUGAAAGACAAGAGAGUUCUUAUGAGAGUUGACUUCAACGUUCCACUGAAAGGCAAGGAAAUUACAAACAACCAAAGAAUUGUGGCCGCUCUCCCCUCCAUCAAGCACUGUCUGGAAAAGGGGGCAAAGUCUGUGGUACUCAUGAGUCAUCUUGGUCGUCCAGAUGGCAGAGUCCAGGAAAAGUACUCAAUGGCUCCAGUGGCAAAUGAGCUAAAGAAACUGCUUGGAAAGGAAGUGAAGUUUCUUCCUAGUUGCGUGGGGCCUGAAGUGCAGGCUGCAUGUGCAAACCCUGCACCAGGUAGUGUCAUUCUUCUAGAGAACUUGAGAUUUCAUUUGGAGGAAGAAGGCAAAGGUGUUGAUGCUGAUGGCAAUAAGGUGAAAGCAAAUGCUGACGCAGUAAAAGUGUUUCGAGAAUCUUUGGCAACACUAGGAGAUAUUUAUGUCAAUGAUGCAUUUGGCACCGCCCACAGAGCUCAUAGUUCAAUGGUAGGAAUUGACCACCCAAAGAAGGCUGCAGGUUUUCUUCUGAAGAAAGAGCUGGACUAUUUCGCCAAGGCUCUGGAAUCACCAGAACAACCUUUCCUUGCAAUUCUUGGAGGUGCUAAGGUUGCAGAUAAAAUCCAGCUUAUUGAAAACCUUCUUGACAAAGUAAAUGACAUGAUUAUUGGAGGGGGGAUGGCUUACACAUUUACCAAGGUCCUGAACAACAUGGAGAUCGGUGACUCGCUGUUUGACCAGAAAGGAGCUGAAAUUGUGCAGAAGCUGUGUGACAAGGCAAAGGAGAGAGGGGUCAAACUUUAUCUCCCCGUUGACUUUAUCACAGCCAACAAGUUUGCAGAAGAUGCAGAGGUCGGCAGUGCUACUGUGGAGUCAGGAAUACCUAAGGGAUGGAUGGGACUUGAUUGUGGCCCAAAAACUGUUGAAACUUUCAAGGCAGUUAUUGGCAAAGCCAAGACCAUUGUUUGGAAUGGUCCUGUUGGUGUAUUCGAGUUUGCCAAGUUUGAUGCAGGGACCAAGGCAGUCAUGGAUGCUGUUGUUGACGCUACUAAGAAUGGCGCAACAUCCAUCAUUGGUGGUGGAGAUACCGCCACGUGCUGCGCCAAAUGGGGCACAGAAGACAAGGUCAGUCACGUGAGUACAGGAGGAGGGGCCAGUCUCGAACUUCUGGAAGGUAAAACUCUGCCCGGUGUCGCUGCGCUGUCUAGCCUCUGAACUUCAAUACGGACGGAGAACUGCGUAGACGCGUCGAAAAGUCAUGUGCAAUCACCUACUGUAACUCCUUCUCUUGCACAAAUUUCUAAAAGGAUCCUCGAAGAAGGGGAAUAGAUUCGCAAAGUAGAUAACAUACUAAAAGUAGAGGAAAAGAACUAUACUCAAAAUAAUUUAUAACAGUCAAACUUUGAGAAUAAAAUAUGAACUUCGAACAAA